This is a messenger RNA of Naegleria gruberi, 3495 nucleotides long. RefSeq lists its product as uncharacterized. NCBI's taxonomy places the organism in Eukaryota, Heterolobosea, Eutetramitea, Acrasida, Naegleriidae. The transcript has a single exon. The record is from RefSeq and is a predicted model, not a curated record. Bases 1 to 3495 code for a protein of 1164 amino acids.
AUGUACUCGCAAGGCUUUGGAGGAGGUGAGUUGAGAGAAAGGCAAAAUAUUGCUUCAUCUUCAUCAGGUAUUGCUCCUCAUCUUCAAAAUAGUGGAUUUGAUGAUGUAAAUUUAUUUGAUCAUCGUACCAAUGCCGGAUCUAAUUAUUCAGCAACUUAUCAACAAGAUUAUCAACAACAACAACAAUAUACUCAACAACAACAAAUUCACACCUUUAUGAAUGAAAAGUUUCAAAACGGAUCUUUCCUCUACAAUAAGAGAAUUGUUCCAAUCUUGUUUUUAAGUAUGAUCCCUGUUUUUGCUUUGGCUGGUAAAUACAGUCUUUUCAUUCUUACAAUGGGCUUGAUCGCCAUGUAUACCUUGGAUUUCCUUGAACAAAAGGCUUAUGCUUUCUUGAUUUUCUGGGUUUCAAUGUGUUUAUUCUGGGCUAGUAUUUAUACCACAAGCAUCUCUUUGCUUUUUGUAUCUGUUUUCAACAUAUUUAUAUUACUUAAUGGAAGUUUAUUUGUUCUAGUUCUUGGUUUUUGGGCAUCACUUCAAUCGGAAUGGUUCAAGACAUUCUCCCAUGAUUUAGUUUUCCUUGCUGAAAGACUUGUCUUUGCUGGAUUACCAAUUAUUAGUAUUCCUUUGGUUAUUUCAAUGGUGGUUGGUCUUGUUGGUAUUGGUAAUGCACCAUUCUAUUUGGUUGGCGUUUUGUGUGUCUAUGUACACUUGUUUGGAAAGAGAGAAGUUUCAUCUUUCUGCAAGACUAGAUAUAUUCAAAAUCCACUUGAAUCAAGAAUUUUGAUUGCUUUACUUUUCCUUCUUCCUCCAAUUUUCCACGGUGUAGUCUAUCAUAAUGUUAUCUUUGAUGAUUUCUUAACAAGCACUUACUCUAUGAACGCCUAUGUUGCUCUUUCUGUGCUUUUUAUUUCAUCUGAUCCAGCUGCUUAUUUAUGGGCUUUCACUGAUGCCUCUAAUGAAAUUUCUGUUACUCAAACAAAGAAGGGAAUCAACUUGAAGACUGAAAGCCAAAACAGCUUUAGAUAUAUUGUUCAACUCGUUUCAAUUGUUUUGCUUAACAUUUGGGUUGAAUUUAAAGUUGUUUUACCUAGAUAUCACCACCUUAUUCCACUUUCCAGCCCAUGGGACACUAUCUUUGUUUUCCUUGUUUUGAACGGUUUGGCUAACUUUAUUCUUUUAUUGAUCUAUAACCAAAAUUUUGUUGGUGGAAAUAAUAAUAGUAGUGUAUCAAGAACAGCCCUUUCCCUUUUCAUGAUUGGAUCUUCAUUCUUUGGUGGUAUUAUUAUUGGACUUCCAUUUUAUUUGAUUCCUUUACCAGUUAUUGGAUUGUACUUUGCUGCUGGUUACUUGUUUACCAGAAAGUUGUACCAAUAUUUCAUUUUCGUUGGAUCAGUCUUUAUUUGUGCUGUUUGGUUUGUUGUGCACCACUUCUGGUUCUUGAACUUUGAAUUUAUUUGUUCAUUCUUGCCAUUCGAUUGGUCACUUAGAAUGAGCCAUGCUACUGUCUUGAUGGUUUUAUUUGGAGCAGCAUCCUUGCUUACAGUUCCAUUCAUUCUUCCAGACAAGUCUGAUUCCAAGAAUAUUGGUUCAGGUACUAACAAGGUUGAUUACUCACUUUCUCGUAACAUUGCCCUCGUUGUCCAAGUUUUAUUGUUGGCUUUACUUGAACAAUUACUCUAUGAACAACCUGAAGGUUUCUACUCACCAACUCUUAUCAUGUUGACAACAGGUAUUGGUAUUGUUUUCUCAAAGAGACUUUAUGAACUCAAACUUAUUUCCAUUGAUGUGGUUUCAUUCUUGGUUGCCCUUUACAUUUCAAAGAUGGCCAUCAUGCUUACUCAAGAUGGUGUUCAUGGUACUUUCAUCUCUGCAUUCUUUACUACUGUUGCUAUGACCAGAAUUUACUUUGCCUCAUUGACUGGUGAUAGUGAAAAGAUGUUUAAGGAAUCUGCUGUUUGCAAAUUCUACAUUUUGGCUUGUGGUAUCACAUUGUAUCUCACUCGUCACGUCUUGCUUAGAACCCUUGUUACAAGCUUUAUUGAUAGUAGAUUCUAUGAUAUGAAUGAGGCUCACUUGUUUGGCUUCUUCUGUUUGGCUUGGGGUGUUGCUAUUUUGCCACUUUCUAUUAACUUUAUGAGACAUAGCUCAUUUGUUAAGCGUUUCACCGUUUUCCUCAUCCUUAUUGGUUUGGUUAUUUCUAUCCUCCAACCAAGUGUUGCUUUCUUCUCAUUCAGUGACAUUUCUAGUACAUCUUUGACUGGAACUGCUGGUAUUGCUGGUGACUUUGCUUCUCUUGGAAGUAUCUCUGAGUCCAUUUCCGAUUAUGUUCCAUGGGUUGUUAUCAUUACUGUCAUUAUUUUGUUCAGUUUAGAUAUUAUUUCACUUGGAGAAAAAUCUAAUCCAAUGGUUAGAAUUAUUUUCUUUGCUUUGGUUGCUAUUGGAUUUUCUAUUAGUUACUCUGGACUCUAUCUCUAUUAUACUAGAAUUUGGACACAUGUCUUUGUUCUUAUUACAUUGGUAAUUGCAUCCUUGGUAAUUUAUUCUACACAUUUCCCAAUCAAUCACUCAUACAAGGCAUCAUUGACUCUCUUUGCCAUGUUUAUUAUUUCACUCCCAAUUACCUACUUGGCUAUCACUAUUGACGAAGAAUCAUUGAAGCAAAAGAACUCUUUCCUCAGUAAGGAAGGUCUUCAUCCAAGCACAUACACCUUUGUUAUCAGUGAGCUCACAAAGAGCGCUAGAAUUGCUGUUUUAGGUCUUCAUUGUGCUUUGAGUGCUCUCAUUGCUAUUUUGAUCAAAUUCAAGCUUAUUGGAUAUCCACUCAUUAGAGUUAGAAAGUCCAACAAGGUAUUGAAUGUUGUCACUGAAGGUAAUAACGAAUUUGCUACUCAAACCAUUGAUCCAUAUCUUUCUGUUCCUGGUUCUGAUGAAUUAUCAGUUGUUAACAAUGGUGCUGCUGUAACCUGUUUUGUUUUGUGCAUUACCCUCACAACUUGGUUGAACCCAGAUAGAUAUGAAGCUUACUUGCUCUUCUGUUGUAUCUUCUUAUUAUUGAAUAGAGAUAGUUUAUACUUGUCUGAAUUCAAGGAUAGUUUCAGAUUCAUCUUUGUCUUGUUGGCUAUGGAAGUGUGUAUGGCCAUGUUCUUCAUGAUUGAUACCAUUCUCUUCUUUAGUACUUCUGCCACCUCAAGCACUAUUACAUUUGAUACAAUGAUUUCACAAUACUCUCUCAAGUUCCUCCUUUUGAUUCUUACUUUACCAAGUCACACCCUCUUUGUGAGAUUCUUAUUGAGAUUGAACAAGCCAAACUUGAAGCCAAUUUUGAUUUCCCUUCCUUUCAGUAUCUUGUCAGCUGUUUUGACAGUCAUGUUUUCAUUGUAUUUGGAUAGCUUCUAUAGUUUAAUUUAUAUUACUAUCAGUGCUGUUGGUGCCUCAAUACUGCAAGCCAUGAUUUCAGCUCAAUAUGUCAGAGAACAAAUUAUCCUUCUUUAA